UAAAAGUGUGUGACGGGAGACGGUUGCUUUUUGGUUUUUUCAACCAUAAAUAAAGAUGUCAACAAUUGAUUUAACUUUAAUUCAUAAAAAAAUACAAUUAAAUUGUAUUGAAGAUAAAGUCUUCAGUGGAUUUGUAUACACUAUCGAUCCGAUAACUGGUAAUUUUGUCUUGUAUUCAUGCGUGAAUGACACAUAUCUGCCAACUAUUGUUCGUUCUGAAGCAGUUGAAAGCGUUACAGUUUUAGACGAUGAAAUCCCAUUGGAAUUAAAAGAUCUCUUCAAUGCAAUAUCUCCAACUUCGUCGUCUUCAGCAGCAGCCGGUGAAUCAGGAGAAAUAUCCAGUGAAUUAAAAUGUCGACAAAAACGCAUCCUUCAACUGUUCACCGCAAAUCAUAUCAAAGGUGUAACUGUCAAUGCUAGAAAUGAAAUAAUUAUUCAUAAUAUUGUCUGCAUUAAACCACCAUAUCAUGUGAACUGUUGUCUGGGUAAAAAUGUGAUGGCACUGGAACGUAUAAGAAAUUUAUUAAGUAAACUAGAUGAGAAGGUGACAGUGGGAGAAGAAGAAGCGGAGGAGAAUGGCGGAAGAGUAGUAAAUGGUGAAGGGGUAGUGGAAAGCAAAUAAUUGUCAUUGAUACUGAAUUGAAAUGCAUUUGUAUAAAUUCCACUUCUUGUGUAUUAUUUAUUGUGUAUAGAGUUUGCAUUAAAUAUCUUUGAAUUGUUUUAUUUCUGAUGACUUCCGUGU
Messenger RNA from Trichobilharzia szidati, 742 nucleotides. The record is from the annotation of a GenBank genome assembly. Lineage: Eukaryota; Metazoa; Platyhelminthes; Trematoda; Strigeidida; Schistosomatidae.